GCCCGAGACGCUCACGGUGCAUAUGGCCGCCAACUUCAAGCAGCUCGUCGCGGUCAAGGACGUCGUCCAGCCAUGGCUCAGCUUCGUCAAGGACAGGACCUUCCAACACAGCGCCCAGCCACUUCACGUGGUAACGGACAGCAGCGCCCGCAUGUUCUCAGGAGUUCUCCCGUUCGACAUGCCCUCACAGCCGCCCGUGCGUCGCCUUGACUUGAACGAAGACAGACGCAUACCCGUGGACGAUGAGCACGAUACGCACCUCAAGGAAAAGAUCAAGAAACAUGAUCAAGAAGAAGAAAUAAAAUCCCUUGGCAAGAGCAUCGGUAGCGUCUUGGACUCGAAUAACGAUCUUUCUCAACUGACGCUGGAACCAGAGAUUUCUGAGGACGAUAAUCGUUUUGAGGAGAUUCCAUUCGAUGAGAAUUUCGACGAAGUGCAAUUAAAGAACGCGAAUAACACUCAAGCUGUCACUAAGGGAUCGAAUAUUAUUGAAUCCCUGAGGAAUUCGUCCACGGCUGUUGAAACAGAGAGUUCGUUGACAGUGCAUGGUGCGAUUCACGAGGCGACUGCGUGGGUGUACGGGCUGCCUGCAGCAGACAGUGGCUACCUGCAGCAGACGGCUGUGAGCAUCACGCAGUACACGCACUGGCACCUGCCUGCGCUGCUCACUGCCAUACAGUUCUUCACGCAACUUGAGGUGACAAACGGACUCUAA
Molecule: messenger RNA, 715 nt
Organism: Hyalella azteca
Lineage: Eukaryota; Metazoa; Arthropoda; Malacostraca; Amphipoda; Hyalellidae
Exons: 4
Coding region: 23-715 (230 amino acids)
Source: RefSeq, a predicted model, not a curated record